AUGCGAGAUUCAUACGAUUAUCUUCUUCUCCGCACUGCAAAUUAUCGCUUUUCGCUCUGCUGUCGGGAUACAGUUGCUAAGUGUUUGGAUUUAGAGCUUCCGGAGCAGGAGAAUAUAAGUUUACGCAUUAAUGGUUCUUGCAAUGGAUUGCUUUGCCUCUCUAAUCAUGUAGGUCGGUGUUUGAGGAAUCCUAUAUAUCUAUGGAACCCAUCAAUCAGAAAAUUCAAGAGGCUACCGAAAGGCCUUAUUCAGCACACAAUCCGUUUCGAUGCAACUGGAUUUGGGUUUCACAGUGGGGAAAAUGACUAUAAGGUUGUGAGGAUUGUGAGCUUUCUGGGGAAGAAAUGUAUCUUCGAAGUUGAGGUUUACAGCGUUAGAUUGGAUGCCUGGAAACGAAUUAGCGCAGUUCCUCCUCUUUCACCUAAUGUCUCGUCUUUCAACACUAACUCAUUUGCAUACAUUGAUGGUGUUGUGUACUGGAUUGUAUUGGACCAUUCUCAGCAGUGCACUUCCAUCCUUUCUUUUGAUUUCGUCGGUGAGGUUUUUCAAAAGAUUGUGCUUCCUGAUAAGAUGGGCAAAGGCAUAGAGUUUUUUCACACCAGUAUUGGCGUGUUUGAGAAAUUAGUUUCUAUGUUCCAUUACAGACAAGAUGGGAAGGAUUACUACUGUGACAUAUGGGUUCUGGAAAUGGAGACUUGGAAAAUGAUCCGCACGAUUGUUCUUCCAGAACGUGGAUGGAUAACGUGGCCAUUGGGUUUUAGAGCAACUGGUGGAGUUCAUAUUGCUAUGCUAAAUGGAGAUUUCGUUUUGUAUAAUCCAGAACCACGCCAAGUCAAACCCCUUGGAAUUAAACUUCAUGACGGGUACGUCGGUUCUUAUAGUGAGAGUCUGAUUCUUCUCGAUUGA
Messenger RNA from Pyrus x bretschneideri (Chinese white pear), 906 nucleotides. RefSeq names its product F-box/kelch-repeat protein At3g06240-like. The transcript has a single exon. Bases 1 to 906 code for a protein of 301 amino acids. NCBI's taxonomy places the organism in Eukaryota, Viridiplantae, Streptophyta, Magnoliopsida, Rosales, Rosaceae. The record is from RefSeq and is a predicted model, not a curated record.